Molecule: messenger RNA, 1503 nt
Organism: Lytechinus variegatus (green sea urchin)
Lineage: Eukaryota; Metazoa; Echinodermata; Echinoidea; Temnopleuroida; Toxopneustidae
Product: proton-coupled folate transporter-like
Exons: 4
Coding region: 273-1421 (382 amino acids)
Biological process (GO): transmembrane transport
Cellular component (GO): plasma membrane
Molecular function (GO): transmembrane transporter activity
Source: RefSeq, a predicted model, not a curated record
CGCAUAUGCCUACUAUAAUCACACUAUCACAAUGUUUUAACUUCUUGGUAUCCUGUGUGGCUAAAUGUACUGGUACUCACUUGCAGCACGUGAUUGUUAGUCCUACUUAGACAUUCCUUUGAAGUGGAACUGGACACAAUAAAGUCAUCAAGACAGGCCUAUGCUAUUCUCUUGGACUUGACGUCGUUCUUGCAAUAUUGGAGUCCCCUUUUGCAUGUUUUGAUUCAUGUAGGACGAGCUAUUGUCAGCAUACAGUCAACAUCUAAGCAAUCAUGGACCCAGGUAAAUCCAACACCGGAAUCAAUAGCCCAUUGUCGACGACAAGAUCGUGGAGGAGUAGACUCGUCGUCGAGCCCCUUACUGUCACGUUCAUGCUGGCGUACGGCUUGCUGACUACGAUUCGUGUAGAAUACCUCAACAAACGGCUGUCAGAAGAGGCUAAUUUCACCCAACCAACAGGGAAUACCAGUGUAGUAUGCACGUUGAAUACAUCAUCUGAUGAAUAUGACCGUUACGUUCAGGUCCAAGCACAGACGUCGUACUGGACGCUCUAUCUCGCGGUUGCGCAGUCUGUUCCCGCGCUAUUUUCGGCCAACUUUCUCGGAGCUUUAAGUGACUCUAAAGGUCGCCGUAUUGCGAUGAUGUUCCCUAUCGUUGGGUUUGCGAUUUACUCCAUCAUCUAUGCAUUGGUAGCCCAAUAUCACUGGCCGUUGUCCGUGCUCUUCGCUGGGACAGUUCCGCUGGGACUGUGUGGCGAUUUCCUGACGCUGGUGGCGUGCUCCUUCGCGUACGUCGCGGACACGACGACAAGCAAGCAGCGGACAUACCGAAUGGUGAUCCUUGAAUGUCUGACCACCCUCGGGGCAGGGUCGGGGCAAGUGUUGGUCGGGUUUAUGAUCGAAGCCACUGGAUACCCACCGGUCUACUAUACCAUCCUCGGAAUAAUGGUCAUAUGCGCCCUCUACGUCUACCUCCUGCCCGAAAGCCUGCCGAGCGUCAGCGGAAAGGUGCCCGGAGAGCAUUCGGCGGAUGUCGUGCCGACUCCCCGAAGAGACUUCAACAUGGCGAAGUUUGUCCGAAGUCUAGUCGAUCUUUUCCGACCGGAUCCGAAAGGACGUUGCUGGAAGAUGAUUUCGUACAACUACAUUCUCUUUCAGUUUAUUCUCAUCAUCGUAUCUUUCCUGUCGACCAACGUCCUCUUUGCCGAAGGUCAGCCAUUCUGCUGGUCAUCGGCUCUUAUUGGUUUAUUUAACGGACUGACUUUCAUAUUUUCUGGAUUUGGUCUCGUCGUUGGCGGGUACGUGCUUCGGCUCUUUUUCUCAGACCAUUGCACCAUGCAGAUAUCCAUCCUCUCUUUCGUAUCAUGCCUCAUCAUGACGGCUUAUUCAAAGUCAAACAUUAUGCUCUUCUGCGGUAAGUGAUUUAUUCCUUAUAUUUUAAAAUCUUAUUUAUUCAUUCUUUUAUUUCGGGGAAGUGGUUUUCGGUACACCAUGUGUAAAGUCC